This is a messenger RNA of Aspergillus japonicus CBS 114.51, 1213 nucleotides long. RefSeq names its product homoserine acetyltransferase family protein. The transcript has 6 exons. Gene Ontology annotation, biological process: biosynthetic process. Bases 92 to 1213 code for a protein of 373 amino acids. Gene Ontology annotation, molecular function: acyltransferase activity, transferring groups other than amino-acyl groups. NCBI's taxonomy places the organism in Eukaryota, Fungi, Ascomycota, Eurotiomycetes, Eurotiales, Aspergillaceae. The record is from RefSeq and is a predicted model, not a curated record.
CUUCACCAUCAGCACCAGACCCGACACCAUACAGUGAUUGCUCUACGAGCAAGUCUACAAUCUCAGAUUCUAUAGUUCUUCAACCGAUAUAAUGACGAAGAACGAUUACGAGACCUUCAAGCUGGGAGAUUGGGACCUUCAGAGCGGGGAGAAGCUGGUCGACGCCUAUAUUGCAUUUAAGACAUUUGGAGAUCCCAAGUCGCCCGCCAUUGUUUACCCCUCCUGGUUCUCAGGCCAGAUCUCCGACAACUUCUGGUUAAUCGGAGAAGACAAGACCCUGAACCCCAAUGAAUACUACAUAAUUAUCCCCGCGCUCUUUGGGAACGGCCAGUCAACAUCGCCAUCCAAUUAUCCUAUUCAAGGGCCCUUCCCCAAAUGCUCCAUCUACGACAAUGUUCGCGCUCAGCAUAUGCUAGUGACCCAGCAUCUAGGCAUCACCCAUCUACGCGCAGUGCUUGGGUGGUCAAUGGGAGCCGCGCAAAGCUUCCAGUGGGCGACACAGUAUCCCGAGUUUAUGGAUCUAGUGGUGCCAUUUUGCGGUUCAGCCCGGACGUCGCUCCAUAACCAGGUAUUCCUUGAGGGCGUAAAAAGUGCAUUACUCGCAGCGAAGCACAUUUCUUCAGCAGGAUCUGGAAAUGCCGGUGUCCUUGAAGCCGGCCAGUCUGAUAAAACAUGGAGCGAGAGAGAGAAACAGAUCGGACUGAAGGCUUUUGGUAGGGGCUAUGCUGGCUGGGGAUUCUCACAAGCAUUCUACCGGGAAAAGCUAUAUGAGACCGUCCUCGGAUACAAAGAUCUAGAAGAUUUCAUGGUGAGCUUCUGGGAGAGCUGGGCGCUCUCAAAAGACCCAGCCAACCUCCUGACAAUGCUGCAAACAUGGCAGAAUGGAAAUGUGGCAGAUCAAGAGCCGUACAACGGAGAUUUCGAGGAGGCCAUGGCUUCUAUCCAAGCAAGAGUCUUGGUGUUGCCUGGAAAGACCGAUCUAUACUUCCCGCCCGAGGAUUCGGAGUAUGAGGUUGCCUGUAUGGCACCGGGAGUUGGUACUCUCGACAUCUUUCCCUCGGUUUGGGGUCAUUGGGCUGGUGGUCCCGGAUUGAGUAAGAAUGAUCUCAGCUGGUUGGACAUGAAAUUGAACGAUUUUUUCAAAGGGGAAACCUCUUUUAUCGGAGAGAGGUUGGGGGAGAAACUCAAGUCUAUGACCUUGGGAGGGCAGUAG